Molecule: messenger RNA, 2992 nt
Organism: Athalia rosae (coleseed sawfly)
Lineage: Eukaryota; Metazoa; Arthropoda; Insecta; Hymenoptera; Athaliidae
Gene: s-cup
Exons: 4
Coding region: 1512-2249 (245 amino acids)
Source: RefSeq, a predicted model, not a curated record
CCUACGAUCGCAGUAGACAGUCUCCGGCUGUGCGGUGCCGCGGUACGACCAGACACUGACCCUUACUACUUGCCGAGUUCCUCGCGAUCAACGUGGGAAAACGUAAAAGUUCGAGGAGGAGGGAAAAAAGAAAAAAACACGGAAGGGAGGGAAACAAAAAAUACGUUUCGAACAGAUUUCAACCCCGCAAUUAAUGACGCGAGAAACGAAUCGAGUAACGAAAAAGGAAAUCGAGUAAAAGAAAAAAAACAAAAAAGUAGAAACAGCAACAACUUGCAACGUAUCGCUUGUAGUCGUACGUGUAACGUACACGUGGAUAUAUAAGGGAGAUAAUUUUUCAAUUGCCGUUUUUCUUGCGCGAUUUGGUUGUUCCCAUAUCGUUCGAAAGUUUCUCUUUUCCGUUUGCUUUUUGGUCGUUGAAUGUUUUUUCAUUCUCAAUCCGAAAGUAAAGCUGCGACAGAGGAUUGAUUUUCGUAACGCGAUACCAUCAUAUCCGGUGUUUCGUAAUAUUAAGGCCGAAGGAAAAGAGGAGAGUGAAGGAAAUAAAAAUAAAGAGAAUCGAAGGGUAGAGAGAAAGGAGAAAGAAAAAAAUAUAUAAUAAGAAGAGAAAAGUAUCAAUUUUCUCGCUCGAAAUACGCACGCACGUAUACAGUGUGUACGCGUACGUGUAUACGGCGCGUGUAUAUGAUACGGUACAAGAGGUAUCGAAUUAACGAAAUUACCGGAGGGCCCUUUGGGGCAGAAAGAGAAAAAAUAAAGUAAAGAACUAAUGAAGAGUUAUUUUUGACGUUAUUGAUCGAUGGAUCGAUCGUAUGAUUGAAAAAACUGCAGGUGCUCCGACCCUGAAACCGCGAUGAGAUGAUGCGUCAAUCACACGAAUCGGUGUGAAGUUGAUGAAGAAAAAAAAUUAAUAGAAAAAAAAAAAAUAACUACAUCGCGCUAACGAGUAUACGAUUACGCAAAAUUUAUCCGCGUUUAUGAAAAUUGUUCGGAAGUGAUUUCAAAGUAUUCGCAAAGAUUGGGAAAAAUAAAGGAGGUUGAUUUUAUUGAAAGUUUCUUCUUUUUUCUUUUUGAUAUUUUCUCGUGAUUCGUUUAUAAUAUAGAAAAAGUAUAACCACGAUGAACUGUAAAACAAAAACUUGGAUAACAUCGUCGUCGUCAUCGUCAGCCGACAGACUUAUAGACAACUCACAUGGGGGUAACGACGAAGCUGCAGGGCGUACGGUUAUCGGAUAUGCGGGGGCGAGGGGAUAAGUGAUCCGAAUCGGUUUGUUUUUUUCUUCCCUCCAUUUUUUUUUUGGAGAGAAAAAGAAGAAGAUAAGAUGAAACCCUUGUCCACAUCGUACACGAAUAUUGUCGGGAUUACGAUCGUUCGCGUGUCGCGUGAUACACGCGUGUCCUGUGCGUAGAGUGAAAAAUUGAAAGGGGGGGGGGUGAAAUAAAAUCCUCAGUAAUAAAAGGGACGUAAAAGAGAGAAAGUUAGCGCGGUUUUUCCGUAAAAAGUAACAGUAAUGUCGAUGAAGAGGUUAGCGGUUCUGGCUGCGGUACAAACGGCUCAGUACGCUCAUAACGGUACGGUAACCUCCUCAUCGUCCGGUGGUGGUACCUACGUCAUCCAAGGUUACAACAUGUCCACAACCGGAGGGGGUGGAGGAAGAACCGGUCGUUACGAGACGGACCUCCAUGGCAACGUCAACAUUUUACUCGGAGGAGCGAUGCUGAGCGGCGUUGUUAUAGUGGUGGUUUUAGUUUGCUACUGCUGUCACAGAAACAUAAGGAAACAUCAACCCCAAGAAUAUUCUCAAUAUUGGCGCGCCGAGCCCGAUGUCCAUAGUUUAGAAGUAUUCACAAUGGAUUCCCACGCUAUGUGUUACGAGCGCGCCGGUGUCACGAUACAAGAUGACGUAAUAUUGGCCCCAGCAUCAGCGGUGAUACCCCGUCCCGUGACACCUGGACCACCGCCGGCUUACGAAAGUUUAAUUUUUAAUCCCGAAAGUUUACCAUCACCCAGUGAAAAGAAGGAAACUACGCCGACUACACCCGUGUUAAGCAACGCUGUGCCUGCACCUCCACAUCCUCCGAGUCAGCUCCUUUCGCCGAUGGUAUUAAACUCUCCAGAAGUCACAAUGGCCGCUGCCCGCGCCCCUGUUGCCGCCGAACUUUCCAAAGAAGAGGAAUCGCGUCGCGACGACGAAGGACUUCCUUCGUACGAGGCUGCCUUAAAAUUGGAGGCUAACGGAUACGUGUGAAUACACCCGAUUAAUUACAAGCCUACAAGAGAAUAGGGGUGGGUGUAUGAAUCGAUACGAAAACAAUAAAUGGCGCAUUCCAAUGAUGAUCGUAAAACAAGGUAGAAUAACGUAAGUUAUGUAUACGUACGUCGCGUUAUUAGGUGUGAUGAACGUCGAUGCUUUUUUCAUGAAAUUUUUCAUGCUUUCGAUCGUGUAUAAUUGUUUAAAAUGUGUAUUUAGGUAUUACGUAUUUUCAUUCACACGUAUACCCGCGUAGGUAAAUGGUGAAUAAAUUAACGCGGCCUAUUACUAUGUGUACAUGUAGUAUAUGAAUAGUAUUAUAAUUGCCUACAUAUGUAUACAUAUUAGGUGCGAUGCAGAAAUGAUGCGAGAAAAGAAUUAUAUACAUGCGUUAUAGGUAUAUAUGUAUAGAGAAUUAUUAAAUCGUGUUACGAAAAAGAUUAAAAUAACAAAAGUAAAAUACAGGAGAAUUUAUAUAGACUUGAUUAAUAAGGUGUGUCUACUGAGUAAAAAAAUUAAAUGAACAAAUGAAUAAUAAUGCAGAAGAAAAUGGCGACAAAUAUUUUAACGAAUUGUCGCUCAAGCGUUAGCGAGAUUUGGACAAGAUUUUUGUUAUAAAUGUAUUAUGCUAUAAACUGCAGCAUUUACAUAAGUGCAGUAUGUAACGCCUGAUGACUCUAGUAUUCAUUUAACGCGUAUAAUUUUCAAAUGAAGCGAAAUAUUAUAGUUUUUAUUCUGAA